UUAAAAAGGCUUAUCGACUUGUCUGAAGCUAAACACUGGGAAAUGUUGUAACAAUAGUUAUAAUUGAAUAUUCUAAUAACUUAAACAUCAGCAUAGCAUUUUUAUUUGCUUCACAUUUCGAUAAACAUCUAAAAUCCACACGUCAGCAAUAUUGUGAUUGUGACUUGCACGUCUCAUCCCAGCACAACUCUAUCACUUAGCCGACAACGUUGCUGCGCAUUUCACAACAUUGAAUUCAUUCUCAUUAGAGACGCGUACGAGGCAUCUACAUAAAGUUCUAGCUAAAGGUAGUCCAUUUUGGAAUUUGUUGAUAAAAAAAAACAAAAACGAGUGCAAAAUGUUGACAAGUCUGUGUUGCAUGCGCCUCAACACCGCCGGUGUCGUUCUCGGCUGGUUGGGUGUUGUUGGCUCAUUUGUGUUGAUGAUUCUGGCGUCCGUCGUGUUGGGCAACUCCGAUGUGCUUGCCAAACAGGUUAUGGAUCACAUGGACGUGAAUUAUGAACAAGUCCACACGGCCAUUAUCAUUGUGUGCAGCGUCUAUUUGGCCAUGGUUAUACUCAAUUUGCUGUCAUCGGCUCUGCUUAUCCUGGGCACUAUGAAGGAGCGCCAUUUGCUGUUGUUGCCGUGGCUGAUCAAUUCUGGAGUCGGACUCAUCUUCGCCAUCAUAUAUCAAAUGGCAUUCCUAUUUAUGUCGGUUUCGGGUGGUGCGAUAGGCAACGCUUUUCCCGCCCUGAUUUUGAGUUUACUUGCACUUGCCUUACAAAUCUACAUUUACUAUGGCAUCUACUCGCUGUUCAAGCAGAUUCAGGCCUCACGCGAUCAGCAGCGACCGCUGAUAGUCCAAUCGCAGGGCAUGGCCGUGCCACAGCAGAGCAACACUUAUCCCACAUAUACCAAAAUCUAAGUUCCCGGGGUCCAAUAGGAUUUAACGAUGUGGAACGCCUUAAGCGAAAUAAGCUUUCAACUAUAACGAAAAUCAUAUAUUUUUGAUGUUAUAAUUAAAUUAGCCAUACGCAUGCACAUAGUGUAUUGUCGUAAUAUCGAAAAAUGUAA
Messenger RNA from Drosophila grimshawi, 1053 nucleotides. RefSeq lists its product as uncharacterized. NCBI's taxonomy places the organism in Eukaryota, Metazoa, Arthropoda, Insecta, Diptera, Drosophilidae. The record is from RefSeq and is a predicted model, not a curated record. The transcript has 5 exons. The coding region runs from base 338 to 904 and encodes 188 amino acids.